Molecule: messenger RNA, 1671 nt
Organism: Elephantulus edwardii (Cape elephant shrew)
Lineage: Eukaryota; Metazoa; Chordata; Mammalia; Macroscelidea; Macroscelididae
Gene: MCOLN3
Product: mucolipin 3
Exons: 11
Coding region: 10-1503 (497 amino acids)
Cellular component (GO): lysosomal membrane; plasma membrane
Molecular function (GO): NAADP-sensitive calcium-release channel activity
Source: RefSeq, a predicted model, not a curated record
UCCCCAGAGAUGGCAAACCCUGAGAUAGUGACAAGUAGCUGCAACACGUAUAAUGAGGAAAAUCGCUGCAGUUUUAACCAGCACACGUCUGUCUCUGAGGAACUUCUAUUAGAAGACCAGAUGAGACGAAAGCUCAAAUUUUUUUUCAUGAAUCCUUGUGAGAAGUUCUGGGCUCGAGGUAGAAAACCAUGGAAACUUGCUAUACAAAUUCUGAAAAUUGUAAUGGUGACUAUUCAGUACUUGCAGCUACGCAACAUCUCGGUUGGAAAUCAUGCUUAUGAGAAUAAGGGUUCCAAGCAAUCUGUUAUGGCAAUCUGUCAGCACUUCUACAAGCAAGGGAACAUCUAUCCUGGAAAUGAUACAUUUGACAUAGACCCAGAAGUUGAAACUGAGUGUUUCUUCAUAGAGCCAGAUGAGUCUCUUCACAACAGAACACCAGAAGUCAAUAAACUCAACUUAACCCUGGACUUCCACAGACUCCUCACAGUGGAGCUUCAAUUUAAACUGAAAGCCAUUAAUCUGCAGACAGUCCGUCAUCAUGAGCUUCCCGACUGUUACGACUUUACUCUGACUAUAACAUUUGACAACAAGGCUCAUAGUGGAAGAAUUAAAAUAAGUUUAGAUAAUGACAUUGCCAUCAGAGAGUGUAAAGAUUGGCACGUAUCUGGAUCAAUUCAGAAGAACACUCACUACAUGAUGAUCUUUGAUGCGUUUGUCAUCCUGACCUGCUUGGCUUCGCUGAUCCUCUGUGUUCGAUCUGUGAUUAGAGGACUUCAGCUUCAGCAGGAGUUUGUCAAUUUUUUCCUGCUCCAUUAUAAAAAGGAAGUUUCUGUUUCUGAUCAAAUGGAAUUUGUCAAUGGAUGGUACAUUAUGAUUAUUAUUAGUGAUAUAUUGACAAUAAUAGGAUCAAUUCUGAAAAUGGAAAUCCAAGCUAAGAGUCUAACAAGUUAUGAUGUCUGUAGCAUACUUCUUGGGACUUCGACCAUGCUUGUGUGGCUUGGAGUCAUCCGCUACCUUGGGUUUUUUCAGAAGUACAAUCUCCUUAUUCUGACUCUUCAGGCAGCACUACCCAGUGUCAUCAGGUUCUGUUGCUGUGCGGCUAUGAUUUACUUAGGUUAUUGCUUCUGUGGAUGGAUUGUGCUGGGCCCUUACCACGAUAAGUUUCGUUCACUCAAUAUGGUCUCCGAGUGCCUUUUCUCGCUGAUAAAUGGAGAUGACAUGUUUGCCACAUUUGCUAAAAUGCAGCAAAAAAGUUACUUGGUCUGGUUGUUUAGCAGAAUUUACCUCUACACGUUCAUCAGUCUCUUUAUAUACAUGAUUUUAAGUCUUUUCAUCGCACUGAUUACAGACACAUAUGAAACAAUUAAGAAUUACCAACAAAAUGGCUUCCCAGAGACUGAACUUCGUACCUUUAUAGCAGAGUGUAAAGAUCUACCCAACUCUGGAAAGUACAGAUUAGAUGAUGACCCACCGGUGUCUCUGUUCUGCUGUUGUAAGAAGUAGCUGUUAAACUCAGCUGUAGCCCAGUGGAAAAUAUAAUGUAAUGGGAGACUAUAUGGAUAUUUUUAUAUCAGAUACAGCAUGUUCAAAGAUAGGCUAUUGUUUUGAGUUAGUGGAUAUGUAUAUUUUACUCAGAACUAUGUGUGUUGUUUAAACAGCAAUUGUAAUGUC